Messenger RNA from Candida dubliniensis CD36, 1686 nucleotides. RefSeq lists its product as uncharacterized. The transcript has a single exon. Bases 1 to 1686 code for a protein of 561 amino acids. NCBI's taxonomy places the organism in Eukaryota, Fungi, Ascomycota, Pichiomycetes, Serinales, Debaryomycetaceae. Gene Ontology annotation, cellular component: cytosol. Gene Ontology annotation, molecular function: hydrolase activity. The record is from RefSeq and is a predicted model, not a curated record. Gene Ontology annotation, biological process: nucleotide catabolic process.
AUGUUGUUGUUGUCAACUCUUGUUGCAGUGUUAGUAAACUGCUGUUAUGUGUCGUCGUCGCCACAUCGUAAUUUGACAUGGAACGAUAUAAAUUUUGUUCAUACCACCGAUACCCACGGCUGGUACUCUGGGCAUCUCAAUCAGCCUCUUUAUCGUGGCAACUGGGGAGAUUUCAUUUCGUUCACUACACACUUGCGGCGAAUUGCCCAUACUCAGAACCAAGAUCUUUUGAUUAUAGACAGUGGCGAUCGUCACGACGGUAAUGGCUUAUCGGAUAUCACCACUCCCAAUGGCCUAAAAUCAACUCCUAUUUUUAUCAAACAAGAUUAUGAUUUGCUAACUAUAGGAAACCACGAGUUGUACCUUUGGGAGAAUUCAAAGCAGGAAUACGAAACCGUGGUUAAUCAUUUUCGCGAUAAAUAUGUUUGCUCAAAUGUCGAAAUCAGGCUAAACGACGGCCAGUUUGUUCCCAUGGGGCAGAAGUACAAGUAUUUUACAACACCAAUUAGAGGGAUUAGAGUCUUGGCUUUUGGUUUUUUGUUUGACUUUAAGAGGUUUAAUAAUGGCACUAGAGUGACGCCUAUGGCACAAACCAUCCACCAGCCGUGGUUUCAAGAGGCAUUGAAGCAUAAAGUAGAUUUGAUUAUAAUUGUGGGGCACACACCCAUUUCUCAUAACUGGGGAGAGUUUUACCAGGUUCACCAAUACUUGCGUCAGUUUUUCCCGAACACAGUGAUUCAGUAUUUUGGCGGUCACAGUCAUGUUCGUGACUUUACUGUGUUUGACAAUUUAUCUACUGGGUUGCAGAGCGGCAGGUACUGUGAGACCGUUGGUUGGACAAGUAUCAGUUUAGAUAAAGAACUCUCUGUUAGACAAAGAUUCUCGAGAUCUUAUAUUGAUUUCAAUACCGAUUCAUUCAAAUACCACACCAAUUUAGAUAAAGAGUUUGAUACUGAAAAGGGGAAACUGGUUUCCAAGUUGAUUCGAGAAACACGCAAAGAACUCAAGUUAGAUACUUUGAUAGGCUACGUCAAAACAAAUUAUUAUGUCGAUUACGUGCCCAUUGACCACCCCAAGAGCAUUUUCAAUUUAUUAACCCUGAAAAUCCUCAAAACAUUACCGAAAUCCAAACACGAAGAGCGUAUUACAAUUAUCAACACUGGUUCAAUUAGGUACGAUUUGUACAAGGGGCCCUACACCAUCGACUCCAAAUUCGUUGUCUCGCCAUUUGAAAACAUAUGGGUCAAUAUCACGGUGCCAAAAUCAGUUGCCACCAAAGUAGCAGCUAAACUAAAUGAUGCAGACUAUAUCAGUGCUUCUCGAUUAAAACCACCUCAUCAAUAUGACUUGCAAGUGCAAGGCAACUCUAACCACCAGCAAGCUCAUUUUCAAGUCGAGGAAAAGCUCCCUAAAGGUUAUGUCACUCAUGAUGAUUUUGGAACUGAUGGCGACGAUACGUUACAUCGUGGUGUGGUUAAUUUCCCCGUGCCCAAUGUUGUCCAGAGUGUAGAGAUCAACGAUGAAGUAGAUUCGCAAGUCAACCUCGUGUUCUACAGUUUUAUAACACCCAAUAUCAUCUGGGCAUUAAGAGAGUUGAAUUUCACGACUGAACAAGUACCUACACCAUACUCCGACAUUUAUUUAGGUACAUUACUAAACGAAUUCAUUGCCAACAAUAAGAUCUAA